AUGACAAGUCCUUUGGUGUUGAUGGCGGGAUGCAAUAGAAGAAGAUGGAAAGGCACCGAGGGGCAAAAAUGCGUAAUAUGGCCUGUGAUUUUAACGUACCUGAGUAAUAGUCCAGCAGAAAAAAAAGAUAGCGUGCCUAGAAAAGCCACAGAGAAGGGUCAGUGGGGCGAAGAAGAAAUUUGCGGGCUGCGACGCAAAAGCUGUAUAACAGUGGCCGGAUGGAUGUUUGACGAUGAGCAGGAAAUCGAAAAGAAUUCCGGGUUGCAGUCGAUUAUUUUUAAAGAAGAGAAGAAGAAACGGCUCGGUCAAGGGAAAGCGGCCUUCUGGGGUUUAGACGUGGUGAAAGGGCAGAUGCUCAAGCGCCGCCUUGAGGAUUUAAAGGGCGGCUGCAGGGGUCCCCCAAGGCUGCGUGCGCCUCAUGGAAUUGUAUCGAAGAAAGUCGAUGGUGUGGCGGUGCCCGAUAAUGCAAAGCGCGCAACCUAUUCGUUCUACCAAGCGGCAAAGCGACUAGCAGCGGGUACCACCGAGUAUCUGGUGGUCACUGUACAGAGCACAGAGCACCGAAGAGGCCUCGGCGCCUUGACACCGCAAAACAGGGCAGCUCAAGACCGCAUUGCUGUUCGAACUCGGCUCAAAUCGAUGGAGAUCGACUGCUAG
Trichoderma asperellum CBS 433.97 is the source of this 657-nucleotide messenger RNA. RefSeq lists its product as uncharacterized. The record is from RefSeq and is a predicted model, not a curated record. Lineage: Eukaryota; Fungi; Ascomycota; Sordariomycetes; Hypocreales; Hypocreaceae.